AUGGCCGUUGCUCUCAGCAUGACCUUCUUGCCGGCACUCCCACAGCUCGAGGGGAAUGCAGGACAGUCAGUGUGUAUUGGAAAAGUGUCCAGGCCUUUGUGUGUCAUGCUGGAGCAGUAUAAAAGCGUGCCCUUCUCCUCCCUCUCUCAUCCACUCCUCUCGCCUCCAUCUCCUUGGAACAAGGUGCACCUGCGGCCCCGAGACAUGUCCUGCUACAGCCAGUGCCUGCCAUGCCAGCCCUGCGGCCCGACCCCGCUGGCCAACAGCUGCAAUGAGCCCUGUGUCAGGCAGUGCCAGGACUCCACCGUCGUCAUCCAGCCCUCCCCCGUGGUGGUGACCCUGCCCGGCCCCAUCCUCAGCUCCUUCCCGCAGAGCACCGCCGUGGGAUCCUCCACCUCCGCUGCCGUUGGCAGCAUCCUCAGCUCUGAGGGAGUGCCCAUCUCCUCCGGGGGCUUUGGCCUCUCCGGCUUGGGCGGCCGCCUCUGCGGCAGGAGGUGUCUCCCCUGCUAA
Gymnogyps californianus (California condor) is the source of this 510-nucleotide messenger RNA. Its product is annotated as feather beta keratin-like. Lineage: Eukaryota; Metazoa; Chordata; Aves; Accipitriformes; Cathartidae. The transcript has 3 exons. Gene Ontology annotation, molecular function: structural constituent of cytoskeleton. Gene Ontology annotation, cellular component: intermediate filament. The coding region runs from base 1 to 510 and encodes 169 amino acids. The record is from RefSeq and is a predicted model, not a curated record.